AUGGCUGAAGCAAAGCAGGCGCUAGAGCACGACUAUGAGCAGAAGAUGGACCACUUGGCCAUGCUAAAUGAGUGCCUGGCGAGUCAGCCCGACGCCACCUACCCCGAGCUCCAGCGCGUCCUCUUUUUCCACGCCCACUGCUAUUUCGACCACUCGAGCGAAGCCAACGUCGAACUUACCCGAGCCUUCAGGGAGAACGUGAUCGAGGCGCACAAGGACACGAGAGAGGUGGAGGUGCACACGCUGUACCCGCGGGCCGUGGGUCCGCACCCGACCGGCAACUUUGAGGUCCUCUUCACCCGCCGCGCCUUCGCCUCCUUCAUGCCCGACCACACGGUGCGUGCGCUGUGGAUCGGCGAGCGCCUGGCGCUCAAGACCGAAGUCCUCGAGCGCGCCGACAGCGCCACGCUCGCCCUGGGCCAGUCCGAGGUCGAAGCCAUUCUCUCCAUCGCCGCCCACUGA
This is a messenger RNA of Acanthamoeba castellanii str. Neff, 462 nucleotides long. Its product is annotated as Dopa 4,5dioxygenase family protein. The record is from RefSeq and is a predicted model, not a curated record. The transcript has 4 exons. Bases 1 to 462 code for a protein of 153 amino acids. NCBI's taxonomy places the organism in Eukaryota, Discosea, Longamoebia, Acanthamoebidae.